AUGGUCAUCGGUCUACUCAUCCUGUCCGCCAUCCCCACCGUAGCGGGGGUGUCUCUCGCCUCCAACGAACAGCGAAAAGCCAACGAGCGCAAGAACGACGAGCGUCGCAUGGCCAAAUUCUACAUCGAUGUCGCCGCGCCACCCCACAAUAUCGAGGAUCCGGAGGUACAUGGCAGACGGGUGGUUUUGCGGGACUUCAAGGUUUUUCUUGAUGACCCCGAUCCCACGAAACGAGAAACCCCCGCGCAUACCGCCCAAGCAUUCUACAUCGAGUACCCGGAGUUCGAUCACAUGAAACAUCUGAAGCGCGGGCUCGGCGUCGCGACGUCGAUCUCGGACAAUCCGCCGAUGUUGGGGUGGAUCUAUGCGGAUCAGGACACGCAUGAGCUCAAGUAUGGGAACCGGACGCAGAGUUGCGAGCAUGUGAUCGGGCCGUGGGAUUGGGUCGACGAUGAGACGACCUUGACGCUGGAGGGGAGCCGGCAGUUUGUUGCGGUCAAGGAAGACGACGGCUCGUGGGGACUGUACUUCGACCGGGAUGGGGAUGAGCUGGAGGGGGUCUUGGAGGAGCAAGGGAAACUGGACAAUGAGUACUUGUUGCUACGGCUGAAGAGGAAUUUGAUCGAGCAGCCUGAAGAUAAGAAUAAAAGCAAUAAUACAUGA
This is a messenger RNA of Aspergillus uvarum CBS 121591, 663 nucleotides long. RefSeq lists its product as uncharacterized. NCBI's taxonomy places the organism in Eukaryota, Fungi, Ascomycota, Eurotiomycetes, Eurotiales, Aspergillaceae. The transcript has 2 exons. The coding region runs from base 1 to 663 and encodes 220 amino acids. The record is from RefSeq and is a predicted model, not a curated record.